AUGGGGGCCAGGAUGAUUGCCAAAGUGAAAUUUGACACUUGCAAGCAAGGAGGUGUAUUGAAGCUUGGGUUUUCCUCUAUAUCAACUUUAGCCCAGUCUCCUUCACACUCUCCAUCAAAGUCGCCAACACAAGCACCUGCUCCUAAAGCUUCAGUGCCGUCGCCUACAGUUAGAAAGACUCCAGUGCUUGCUCUGUCUCCGACAAUGGUGAACUCUCCACCAUCUCCUCCUUCAGCUUCUUCUGAGGCUUCGGUGAGUUCUCCAUCUUUAAUUAGUACUCCACCUUCUGAAGCUCUUGGACUAGCUCAGAGUGGCGCCGUUUUGAACAGAGUUGGGUUCACUGCUGGAUUUGUGGCUGUAGCAGUAUUCGUUGCAGUUUUGGUGUUUUAG
This is a messenger RNA of Quercus lobata, 390 nucleotides long. Its product is annotated as classical arabinogalactan protein 1-like. The transcript is spliced from 2 exons. Bases 1 to 390 code for a protein of 129 amino acids. The record is from RefSeq and is a predicted model, not a curated record. NCBI's taxonomy places the organism in Eukaryota, Viridiplantae, Streptophyta, Magnoliopsida, Fagales, Fagaceae.